Molecule: messenger RNA, 843 nt
Organism: Dermatophagoides farinae (American house dust mite)
Lineage: Eukaryota; Metazoa; Arthropoda; Arachnida; Sarcoptiformes; Pyroglyphidae
Source: RefSeq, a predicted model, not a curated record
AUCAUCAUCAUCAUCGACAUGGAAAAGGUUCAAAACGAACAAAAAAAUCCUUUGAUUGAAACAUACGAUAACGAAAGAGAAAUUUGGUCCAUCAAGAAAGAAAAUUUUCAUUUCAAUUCCGUUUGUGUAUCAAUCGCCAUCGUUUAUUUACCGAUUCUGAAUCUUUUUGAAUUUAUUUGUUUGUGUGAGUGUGUGUGUGUGUGUGUGUGUGUGUGUGUCUGUGAAAAUUAUUUGCUUCAACAAUUUUUUUUUGUUUUGUUUUGUUUCGUCUCAAUCUGAAUAUUUUUAAAUUUCAAAAUGUCUCAACAAGAAAAUCAAUUGCGGAAAUUAUUAAAAGAAGCUGAACGUCUGAUUAAUGAUACAGAAAUGGAAACAUGUACACAAUGGAUUGAUCGUGAAGUGCAGCGAACAAAAAAAUUGAAAGAACAAAUCGAACGACAACAGAAUCAUUCAAGUAUUCCGGCAAAAUUAUUUAAUGAAGCACGUGAUACUGUCGAUGGGUUACAUCGUUUUAUUGAAAAUCUAAAAGAUUUCCGUUCAAAUAUGGCUAAAAAUGGACAUCAAGUUGUCAUUACUAAUGAUCACGAUGCAAGAGCUUCAGGCAUAUUGAAAAAUGCAUCAUAUUCAACGGAAUAUAAAUGUCCAUUCUAAGAAAUCGCUAAAAACGACUAAAAAAAAGACUCUCAAUUAGAUGUCCUUGUUUUUUUUCACUUGAAAAAAAACUGUCAUCAUCUUAUUAAUCCAGCAAUUUGAUCCAAGAUCAUUCCGAAUUUACAUGGAAAAAAACAAACAAACAUUCACACACACACACAUACACUUACAUACAUUUAUAUAUUUUUGGCU